Molecule: messenger RNA, 1044 nt
Organism: Paramuricea clavata
Lineage: Eukaryota; Metazoa; Cnidaria; Anthozoa; Malacalcyonacea; Plexauridae
Source: the annotation of a GenBank genome assembly
AUGUCAGACACAGAAUUUGAAAACAAUCAAUUCACCAAAACACUAUCAAACUCACCAUCCACCAUAUUGACCAACCCAAUUUCAAUUCUCCCACAAUCCACCACACCUGUUAAUCCACCAACCGGCACGCCACAGAGUCCCAACACCAUAGAUACAACUCCAACUUCCACCCAAACCAGUACCCUAAUCGUGUCUCCAACCGCCAUCCCAUCCACACCCAAAUACACCUUCACCCUAACAUCCCCAACCACAUCCCAAGCAAUCACACCACAAAAUCCACAAAAUCCACAAACACACCAAACCACCAACACAUCCCAAGCACCUAUCACUCCCACCAACACACACCACACAACCACCAUAUUCAACAAACUUGUUGAACUCAACCACCGCAAAAAUGACCAUCAACGACAAUUGACCAUCCUCAACAAGCACAGGACAAACCACACAGCACCAGCUGGUCUUAACAUCAAUGUACAACCUUGGGUCCAGUUGUCACCAAAGCUCAAGGAAGCAUGGGACACUGGCAUUCGGGACUGCAUGUCCCACCUCACAAACAUCCUGCACCAACACCACUCGGGGGAAUCAUCAAAAAUUGAUGCACAAAUUUCAUCACUCUCCACAGACCUAAACGACAAUCUCCCACAAGGGUUGUCGAGCACACUUAUCCACAUUGCAAGCACCCACAAACCACCAUCCAACCACAAACCACCAUCGAAACGCAAAAUAACACCCAAACCAAACACCAAAAAUCAAUCAAAACGCCCUAAAACCACAGCAACCACCACACCACCUACCCGGAAUCCUGAAAAGCAGGUUUUUCAGAAAAGACCACAUAACCACCAACACAGGGGACCAUCACCUGCCACACCCAAACCACCACUACUGGUACCACCUCCACCCAGCAACCACGCACCACCACGCCCACCAAUGACCACAAUUCCACCUCUAGCAAGUAUCAUGCACUCAUCCAUCAAGCAACAGCUGAAGGGGAAAGAAACACAGUUCCCCACAAUUUACAACAUGUUCAUGAAAGGAAAGCAAUAA